Messenger RNA from Saccharomyces cerevisiae S288C, 762 nucleotides. It is a transcript of the gene EMC3, whose product is annotated as ER membrane complex subunit EMC3. The transcript has a single exon. The record is from RefSeq and is marked reviewed. NCBI's taxonomy places the organism in Eukaryota, Fungi, Ascomycota, Saccharomycetes, Saccharomycetales, Saccharomycetaceae. Gene Ontology annotation, cellular component: endoplasmic reticulum membrane; membrane. The coding region runs from base 1 to 762 and encodes 253 amino acids.
AUGUUAUUAGAUGACCAGCUGAAGUAUUGGGUCCUGUUACCUAUUUCGAUUGUCAUGGUUUUGACGGGUGUACUCAAACAGUACAUCAUGACACUUAUAACGGGAAGCAGUGCAAAUGAAGCACAACCAAGGGUAAAGUUAACUGAAUGGCAAUAUCUACAAUGGGCACAAUUAUUGAUUGGAAACGGUGGGAACCUGUCUUCCGAUGCAUUUGCUGCGAAGAAGGAAUUUCUAGUUAAGGAUCUCACUGAGGAAAGGCACCUAGCCAAGGCCAAGCAGCAGGAUGGUUCGCAAGCUGGAGAGGUUCCUAAUCCCUUCAACGAUCCAAGUAUGUCUAAUGCUAUGAUGAACAUGGCUAAGGGUAAUAUGGCCAGUUUCAUCCCUCAAACUAUUAUUAUGUGGUGGGUGAACCAUUUUUUUGCUGGAUUUAUUCUUAUGCAACUACCUUUCCCUUUGACUGCCAAAUUCAAAGAGAUGUUACAGACCGGUAUUAUCUGUCAGGACCUGGAUGUGAGAUGGGUUAGCUCCAUUUCAUGGUAUUUUAUUUCUGUGCUCGGGCUAAAUCCAGUCUACAACCUGAUUGGGUUAAACGAUCAGGACAUGGGUAUUCAGGCCGGGAUAGGUGGCCCUCAGGGCCCCCAAGGCCCUCCACAAUCACAGGUUGACAAAGCAAUGCAUGCGAUGGCUAACGAUUUGACUAUCAUUCAGCAUGAGACUUGUCUUGAUAACGUUGAGCAAAGGGUUUUGAAACAGUAUAUGUAA